AUGGAGCCGGUCACCGUCGCUACCGACAGCGGGGACCGGCCCCUGUCGGCUUCCCAGCGUCGGGCGGAGCUGCGGCGGAGAAAGCUGCUCAUGAACUCGGAACAGCGCAUCAACCGAAUCAUGGGCUUUCACAGGCCCGGGAGCGGCGCGGAAGAAGAAAGUCAAACAAAAUCAAAACAGCAGGACAGUGAUAAACUGAACUCCCUCACCAUUGCUUCGGUUUCAAAGCGAGUAGUGCUGGGUGAUUCAGUCAGUGCAGGAACGACUGACCAGAGUGGAGUGGCCGAGGUAAAGGGGACUCAGCUGGGAGACCCGCUGGACUCUUUCGUUAACCCUUCUGAGAGCAGUAACGACAGAAGCCUGGAGCUCCGGCAGCGGAGCAGAGGGGACCUGACAGCCGACUCUGUCCAGAGGGGUUCUCGCCACGGCCUGGAACAGUACCUCUCCAGAUUUGAAGAAGCAAUGAAGCUAAGGAAACAGCUGAUUAGUGAAAAGCCCAGUCAAGAAGAUGGAAAUACAACAGAGGAAUUUGACUCUUUUCGAAUAUUUAGAUUGGUGGGCUGUGCUCUUCUUGCCUUUGGAGUUAGAGCCUUUGUUUGCAAAUAUUUGUCCAUAUUCGCUCCCUUUCUUACGUUACAACUCGCAUACAUGGGACUGUACAAAUAUUUUCCCAAGAGUGAAAAGAAGAUAAAGACAACAGUACUAACAGCUGCACUUCUGUUAUCUGGAAUUCCUGCUGAAGUGAUAAAUCGAUCAAUGGAUACUUACAGCAAAAUGGGCGAAGUUUUCACAGAUCUCUGUGUUUACUUUUUUACUUUUAUCUUUUGUCAUGAACUACUUGAUUAUUGGGGCUCUGAGGUACCAUGA
Rangifer tarandus platyrhynchus (Svalbard reindeer) is the source of this 867-nucleotide messenger RNA. Lineage: Eukaryota; Metazoa; Chordata; Mammalia; Artiodactyla; Cervidae. The record is from the annotation of a GenBank genome assembly.